Molecule: messenger RNA, 2530 nt
Organism: Nelumbo nucifera (sacred lotus)
Lineage: Eukaryota; Viridiplantae; Streptophyta; Magnoliopsida; Proteales; Nelumbonaceae
Product: CO(2)-response secreted protease-like
Biological process (GO): proteolysis
Molecular function (GO): serine-type endopeptidase activity
Source: RefSeq, a predicted model, not a curated record
AAAAAGCCCUGUCUUGGAACUCACCUACAAAUGGAGUCUUGCCGAGGCAAUUCCAUCCAUUCAUGUACUUUACUCUCAGUACCCACUCUAGUUGCAGAAGUUCAGGUCUUCUAUCAUGGCUUCUAUCCAGAAACUUCUCUUCUUUGUCACAGCCUCCAGUCUUCUUCUCUAUGGGACUACUGCAGCACAGAAGCCACAGUCCUAUAUUGUGUACAUGGGGAGUUCUUCAAAGAGCAAUGGAGAAAGUGAUACUGAACCUGCUGCAGAAUUAGCCCACCUGCAAUUAUUGUCAUCAAUUAUUCCAAGUGAGGAGAGCCAGAGAUUGUCUCUAAUUCACAGUUAUAAUCAUGCUAUCAAGGGUUUCUCUGCCAUGCUCACAGAGAAGGAAGCUUCUUCAUUAUCUGGCCAUGAGAAGGUUGUAUCAGUCUUCCCUGACCCAGUUCUUCAACUCCACACCACACGUUCCUGGGAUUUCCUGGACUCAGAAUCCGGCAUCAGAUCAGGCAUCAAAUACCCACAAGCUUCCAGUGAUGUAAUAAUAGGAAUUAUAGACACAGGAAUAUGGCCAGAAUCACCAAGUUUCAACGAUGAGGGGAUGGGGGAGAUACCUUCAAGGUGGAAAGGAGUCUGCAUGGAAGGAUCUGACUUCAAGAAAUCCAACUGCAACAGGAAGUUGAUAGGGGCCAGAUACUACACCAUCUUCAGCGACUCAACCGGGUCGAAAUCUCGCGGAAACAGGACACAUGUGAUUCGACCAAUUGGUUCACCGAGGGACUCGGUCGGCCACGGCACCCACACUGCAUCCACAGCCGGAGGUGUGGCUGUUGCUAACGCAAGCUACUAUGGGCUUGCUCAUGGGACAGCCAGAGGUGGCUCCCCUUCCAGCCGGAUUGCAAUGUACAAGGCUUGCUCAUUAGGGGGUUGCUCUGGAUCCACCAUACUGAAGGCCAUUGAUGAUGCAAUCAAGGAUGGAGUUGAUAUAAUCUCAAUCUCUAUAGGCAUGAGUUCAAUUUUCCAGUCCGAUUUCCUCAACGACCCCAUAGCCAUUGGCGCAUUCCAUGCCAACCAGAUGGGUGUCAUGGUUGUUUGCUCUGGAGGGAAUGAUGGGCCUGAUCCAUACACUGUUGUAAACUCAGCCCCUUGGAUCUUCACUGUUGCUGCUUCAAAUAUUGAUAGAGACUUCCGAUCCACUGUUGUUUUGGGCAAUGGGCAACCUUUCCAAGGAUCUGCAAUAAAUUUCUCCAAUCUGACUCGUUCAAAAACAUAUCCCCUGGCAUUUGCAGGAGCUCUUGCUGCUGUCUCUACUCCUUCAUCAGAAGCAAGCAACUGCUACCCAGGAUCUUUAGAUUCAAAGAAGGUUGCAGGAAAAAUAGUUGUAUGCAUGGAUACGGAUCCGAUGGUGUCUAGACGCAUAAAGAAACUAGUAGUGGAAGCUGCUAAAGCUAAAGGGUUAAUCUUGAUUGAUGAAUCCGAGAAGGGGGUGCCUUUUGAUGCUGGUGUUUUCCCGUUCUCAGAAGUUGGAGACAUGGCCGGAUAUCAGAUACUUAAGUACAUUAAUUCUACCAAGAAUCCAACAGCAACUAUCCUUCCAACUGUGCAUGUCCCAGGAGUGAGACCUGCUCCAGUUGUUGCAUAUUUCUCAUCUCGAGGUCCUGGAGGAAUCACAGAAACCAUUCUCAAGCCAGAUGUAACAGCUCCAGGAAUAGGGAUUCUAGCGGCCAUCAUCCCCAGGAGCGAUGUAAUAAGCGUCCCAGUGGGGAAGAAGCCUUCCAAGUUUGCUCUGAAAUCUGGGACCUCCAUGGCUUGCCCUCAUGUUGCAGGUGCUGCAGCAUUUAUCAAAUCAGUUCAUCCCGGCUGGACUUCUUCCAUGAUCAAGUCAGCUCUCAUGACAACAGCCACUACGUCCAACAACAUGGGGAAGCCCCUAACGAACAGCACAGAUUCCUUUGCGAAUCCACACGAAAUGGGAUCAGGAGAGAUAAACCCAAUUAGUGCCCUGAACCCAGGCUUAGUAUACGAAACAUCAACAGAUGACUUGCUGUAUUUCCUCUGUUACUAUGGAUACAAAGAAAAGAUCAUACGCUCCAUGUCUGGAACCAACUUCAGCUGCCCAUCCAACUCCUUGGAGGACUUCAUCACUGAUCUCAACUAUCCCUCCAUCUCCAUCACCAAGCUGGAUGGGCGUCGAGCUGCUCGAACGGUGACCAGAACGGUCACCAACGUCGGAUCGACAAACGCGAUGUACACGGCCACGGUGCAUGCCCCAAAAGGGUUGCUGGUCAAGGUGUGGCCGGAGAGGCUUGUCUUCUCAAGAGCCUCACACAAGGCUUCUUUCAAGGCCUCCUUCUAUGGAAAGACUGCAACUCGGGGCUAUAACUUCGGCCAUGUGACAUGGUCUGAUGGUAUCCAUUCCGUUCGCACUGUGUUUGCAGUGAAUGUUGUGUAAAUCUCAAGCUUUUGCUUUUUGUUUUUGUUUCUUGUUUUUGAAGAUGAGUAUAACACAAUGUCAGAUUAGAAUUUUUUUUCUCUC